GACGGCCGCAUGGGAUACGAUGGGACACUUUCCUACUACGCAUGCGCCGUCUCCCCGUUAGCGCCAGGGGGCGCGCACGUGCGCGGUCGUUGCCAGUAGAAAGGCGCGAGGCGGGUGACGGUGGGGGCUGUUGAAGCAGCCAUGUUGGGACGGGCGAGGCUAGGCGGCGUGGCGGUCCUGCGGGCUCUGGAGCCUCUUGCUGCGGAUCGUGGCUGCCUAGCAGCAGGAGCGGCCGCCUCCGCCGUGCUUCCGCACAGCCGAAACUAUGUGGCUGAGACUUCAGAGUCUUCCAAAUCUGGUACUGCAGCAGGGCGUAUUGUUGCAAUUAUUGGUGCAGUUGUUGAUGUCCAGUUUGAUGAAGGCCUUCCUCCAAUUCUCAAUGCCCUGGAAGUAUCAGACCGUGAAACUAGAUUGGUGCUGGAAGUUGCGCAGCACCUUGGUGGAAGUACUGUUCGAACAAUUGCCAUGGAUGGCACUGAAGGCUUAACCCGCGGACAGAGUGUUCUGGACACGGGUGCGCCUAUAAAAAUUCCAGUUGGGCCAGAAACACUGGGAAGAAUCAUGAACGUAAUUGGUGAGGCAAUUGAUGAAAGAGGGCCUAUUGCAACGAAACAGUUUUCAUCUAUUCAUGCUGAAGCUCCUGAAUUCCAAGAUAUGAGCGUUGAGCAAGAAAUUCUUGUGACUGGUAUUAAGGUUGUGGAUUUAUUGGCUCCAUAUGCCAAAGGAGGUAAAAUUGGGCUCUUUGGUGGUGCUGGUGUAGGAAAAACUGUACUAAUUAUGGAACUUAUUAACAAUGUUGCUAAAGCCCAUGGUGGCUACUCUGUCUUCGCUGGUGUAGGGGAGCGUACACGAGAGGGUAAUGACUUGUAUAAUGAAAUGAUUGAAUCUGGUGUCAUCAACUUGAAGGAUGCCACUUCCAAGGUUUCACUUGUGUAUGGUCAAAUGAAUGAGCCUCCAGGUGCCCGUGCCAGAGUAGCUCUGACUGGUUUGACAGUUGCUGAAUAUUUCCGUGAUCAAGAAGGACAGGAUGUACUUCUAUUUAUAGACAAUAUUUUCAGAUUUACCCAGGCUGGUUCAGAGGUGUCUGCACUGCUGGGUCGUAUCCCCUCUGCAGUAGGGUAUCAGCCUACAUUGGCCACUGAUAUGGGAACAAUGCAGGAAAGAAUAACUACUACUAAAAAGGGAUCAAUUACAUCAGUACAGGCUAUCUACGUACCAGCUGAUGACUUGACUGAUCCUGCUCCAGCUACUACUUUUGCACAUUUAGAUGCUACUACAGUAUUAUCUCGUGCCAUUGCUGAACUGGGUAUCUAUCCAGCAGUGGACCCUCUGGAUUCUACUUCACGUAUCAUGGACCCUAACAUUGUUGGCCGAGAGCAUUAUGAUGUGGCUCGUGGUGUACAGAAGAUUCUUCAGGAUUACAAAUCCCUUCAAGAUAUUAUUGCUAUUUUGGGGAUGGAUGAAUUGUCUGAGGAAGACAAACUAAUUGUAGCCCGAGCUCGAAAAAUCCAGAGGUUUUUGUCUCAGCCUUUCCAGGUUGCUGAAGUCUUCACUGGCCAUGCUGGAAAAUUGGUGCCUUUGAAGGAAACAAUCAAGGGUUUCAAGAGCAUUUUAUCUGGUGAAUAUGACCAUCUACCAGAACAGGCUUUUUACAUGGUUGGUCCUAUUGACGAAGUUAUUGCUAAAGCUCAGAAGCUGGCUGAAGAACAUGCCUAAGAACAUGGACUGUUAUAUUUGCAUAUGGUCUCUUAAAACAUCUGAUACAUGUAUACAUUGUAUAUGUAAGAAACAGUUGCAAUCUCAGAGGUCUCUAAUUCUCUCCAGUAGAUGUGGGGAGAAAAUAAAGUCCUUUUUUCCUACAUGUGAACAUGCAGUAUUAUGUAAAUGUCACCCAAAUGUCUGUUACGAAAGCCAGACAUCUUGUUAGUAAACAUUUUGAUAUGCAAUUCCUCUGAUUUACUGGCUCUUUAUUUUUGUUUAGAUUAAGACUCAUCUUUUGCCUCUGGAAAUAGUAACUUAAGGCUGUCCUCAACAUCAAAGUGGCAUUUGAAAGGUGAUGUGUGAUUACUUUUUUGAUUCUUGGAAAAGUUUGAUACCAAAAAUGAUGGUUAACCUCAUACUGCAUUUGCCCCGAAUUAGUUUUUCUACCUGACACUUUUGGACUUUACUUUGUUUGUGUAAUCUCAAUGAGGAAUUGCACAAACAAAAUUUUACUGUAAUCAGUUUUCCAUUUGCAAUACAACAAUUAACUCUACUUGUUUUUUCUUAUUAAAUAUGCCUGCCUCGUAGUUUAGUGUGCAAAAAUUUAAUCCAGUUGUUAAGACUAAAA
Messenger RNA from Gopherus evgoodei (Goodes thornscrub tortoise), 2329 nucleotides. RefSeq names its product ATP synthase subunit beta, mitochondrial-like. The transcript is spliced from 10 exons. Gene Ontology annotation, biological process: proton transmembrane transport; proton motive force-driven mitochondrial ATP synthesis. The coding region runs from base 142 to 1716 and encodes 524 amino acids. The record is from RefSeq and is a predicted model, not a curated record. Lineage: Eukaryota; Metazoa; Chordata; Testudines; Testudinidae. Gene Ontology annotation, molecular function: ATP hydrolysis activity; ATP binding; proton-transporting ATP synthase activity, rotational mechanism.